AUGAGUUUCCUUAUCGACUCCGGCGCAGAGGUGUCGACUAUACCGAAGUGUUCAAGUUUGGCUGAAGCAUCUAAAUCGGAUACCAAAUUGUUUGCUGCUAACGGUUCACCAAUUCAAGUGUUUGGUGAAGUUCUACUUAAAUUAAAUCUCAACUUACGUAGAGAGUUUGUGUGGAAGUUUAUAAUUGCCGACGUUUCUCAGGCGAUUAUCGGCGCAGACUUCUUAUCAUUUUUCGAUCUACUGCCAGAUCUCAAUCGACAUCGACUACUUGACCGCUGCACCGCGUUAAAAACAAUGCGUUCGAUAAAGUCCAUUAAUACACCGAAUAUUUCAACCAUCAAUGUAAAUAUGCCAUUUUCGGAUAUUUUGUUAAAAUUUCCGGAAAUAACUCAUCAACCUCCUCUAGAAGUUUCAACAAAAUCUACAGUUAUCCACCGGAUCGUAACGUCCGGACAACCGGUAUUUAGCAGACCAAGGCGGUUAUCACCUGAGAAGCUUGCUGCAGCACGUGCUGAAUUCGAGCUCUUAAUGAAACUUGGGAUAUGUCGGCCAUCUAGUAGCGACUGA
This is a messenger RNA of Bactrocera dorsalis (oriental fruit fly), 567 nucleotides long. RefSeq lists its product as uncharacterized. The coding region runs from base 1 to 567 and encodes 188 amino acids. The transcript has a single exon. The record is from RefSeq and is a predicted model, not a curated record. Lineage: Eukaryota; Metazoa; Arthropoda; Insecta; Diptera; Tephritidae.